UAUAGGGUCCCCUCUAUACUCUGUUUCCCUUUGCGGCGUUGUCCAUAGAAAUCUUUUUUCACGGGAAAGAUUUUCUCUUUUGUUUUGGCUAAACAAUGGGUACUUUGGAUUCUCCAAAUGCCGAUUCUGAUGUCGAAACGAAUCCUAACCCGAAUUCCAAUUCUUCAAAAGCUAUAAUCCCAUCUCCAUUUAAGUCCGGUGGCGUUUGCCUCCUGCAGUGUGCUGGAGACUCCGUCGCUGGUGCCUUCAUGGGAUCCAUAUUCGGCUACGGUUUGGGAUUGUAUCAUAAGAAGGGCUUUAAAGGAUCCUUUGUUGAGUCAGGAUCAUGUGCCAAGACAUUUGCAGUUCUGUCAGGUGUACACAGUUUGGUUGUUUGCUUUUUGAAGAGGCUGCGUGGAAAAGAUGAUGUGAUUAAUGCUGGAGUAGCUGGAUGUUGCACUGGACUUGCUAUAAGUUUUCCAGGUGCUCCCCAGGCACUUCUACAGAGCUGUCUCUCAUUGGGAGCAUUCUCGUAUAUCAUUGAAGUGAUAAACAAGCAGCAGCCAGCUCUGGCACACUCAUUUUCUGUGGGAAGCAAUGCUGCAUGCUACAAGGGGUUUCAGCCCUUGGCAUUGCCCCUCGCUCUCCCUAUCCCAGAGGAACUCAAAGUUGCUUUCUCGUCCUUCUGCAAGUCCUUAACGAAACCCCACAAGGGCAGGUUCCCCACUGUUCACUGAUGAUCUUGGAGACCAAUCAUAUUAAAUUUAAGUUAUAUCUAGUUCUGUAGAAUGAUGAUGUCAAGAUGUUGUGUACAAAUUUUUUUUUUCUUCUUGAGAUUUUGAAGCUUGUUGCAAGCAGAAUUUAUGAAAUGGUUUCUGUUUCUGUCAUCUUUUUUUUUUUUGGGUAAAGAGAAGAUUAAAUAACUAGAGCCAAA
Messenger RNA from Rubroshorea leprosula, 913 nucleotides. Lineage: Eukaryota; Viridiplantae; Streptophyta; Magnoliopsida; Malvales; Dipterocarpaceae. The record is from the annotation of a GenBank genome assembly.